Messenger RNA from Bubalus bubalis (water buffalo), 1983 nucleotides. It is a transcript of the gene DECR2, whose product is annotated as 2,4-dienoyl-CoA reductase 2. Gene Ontology annotation, molecular function: 2,4-dienoyl-CoA reductase (NADPH) activity. Bases 160 to 1035 code for a protein of 291 amino acids. The record is from RefSeq and is a predicted model, not a curated record. The transcript has 9 exons. Gene Ontology annotation, biological process: fatty acid catabolic process. Lineage: Eukaryota; Metazoa; Chordata; Mammalia; Artiodactyla; Bovidae.
AGCGAGGGGCGCGGGGCGGGGCGUCCUGGGAAGAGAGAGUGGACGAGGUGCGGAAAGUCCGCGUUCCAGAGAUCCUCCUGUGCUUUGAGGCCGAGGUUAGAGUCCUGGGAUCCCGGCAGGUCUCUGCUGCUUUUGCCACCCAGGCCCGCUCCGAGCGCCAUGGCCCAGCCACCGGCCGACGUCAGCGAGGACGACUGUCUCCCGGAGUACCGCCACCUCUUCCAUCCGGACUUGCUCCAGGACAAGGUGGCUUUCAUCACGGGUGGUGGCUCUGGAAUUGGGUUCCGGAUUGCUGAGAUUUUCAUGCGGCACGGCUGUCACACAGUCAUCGCCAGCAGAAGUCUUCCCAGAGUAUCGAUGGCUGCCAGAAAGCUGGCCGCUGCCACCGGCCAGAGGUGCCUCCCUCUGUCUCUGGACGUCCGAGCUCCCCUGGCCAUCGCGGCAGCUGUAGAGCAGGCCCUGAAGGAGUUCGGGAAGAUCGACAUUCUCAUCAACUGUGCAGCCGGCAACUUCCUGUGCCCGGCCAGUGCCUUGUCCUCCAACGCCUUCAAGACUGUGAUGCACAUCGACACCUUGGGCACCUUCAACGUGUCUCGCGUGCUCUACGAGAAGUUCUUCCGGGACCAUGGAGGGGUGAUCGUGAACAUCACUGCAACCCUGGGCACCCGGGGGCAGGUGCUCCAAGUGCACGCAGGCUCUGCCAAGGCGGCCGUGGAUGCAAUGACGCGGCACCUGGCUGUGGAGUGGGGCCCCCAGAACAUCCGCGUCAACAGCCUUGCCCCUGGCCCCAUCAGUGGCACGGAGGGGUUGCGGCGUCUGGGUGCCCCGCAGGCCGGCCUGAGGGCGAAGGUCCUGGCCAGCCCCCUGCAGAGGCUGGGGAACAAGACAGAAAUCGCCCACAGCGCCCUCUUCCUGGCCAGCCCGCUGGCGUCCUUCGUGACGGGAGCCCUGCUGGUGGUUGACGGAGGGGCCUGGCUAACGUUCCCUAAUGACGUCCAGUCGCUGGCAGAUUUCUCACCCUCCUCUAAGCUUUAGGCAGUGGACAGCGCGCUGCAGGGGACUGGUCCACAGCCCAUUCUCAGACCACAGACCUGCCACCCGCCCACCUGCCCAGCCUGAGCGGCAGACCCAGCAGUCCCAGCCAAGCAUCUGAAGAGAGACUGGCCCUUCCUCUAGGAGCGGUGCUGCGCCCACGCGCCCUCCCCCCGGCCCUGUCUGUGCGCAGGGAGUGGGGGGCAGUGACCAGGCAGGGACCUGCCCAUACACACUCGGGCGGCCUGUGCUCCAGCACCUGGCCAGGCCCCCGGAGUGUGCCCCGGGCCAACCCAGGGUCAGCGCUUCCCUGCCUGCCCAGCCCCCACCCAGGCUGGGCUUUCUCUCCUGCCUGUGUCCAGGGGGUGCCUCCAGGUGGCUCCCGUGGCCUGGAUGGAGAAAAGAAGGUGUUUCAGACUGUCUUCUCCUGCUCUCCCACUCUGAGACCUUUGCUUGACUGAAAUCCAGACCGGGAAGGCUGGAGGAGUGUGUCUAAGAGCUGCCCCCAGGCCUGUGUCCUGCGUGCUCUCCCCCGGGUGUGUGUGCUGCAGACAGGACCUCUGCCGGCGCAGGUCGGGGUGCUCCCACCUGCCCUGGAGAGGACUUAGCCCUUGGUCGUUGGGGGCUCACUCUCUGGACCCUCCAGGAGGCCUGGCCCCAUUCUCACCCUCACUCAGGCCCAGGGGGAGGGGGAUCUCUGGACCCUCAAUUGUUCCCCAGUGACACACAUUCAGGCCAAGCCCUUAAGGGGGCCACUUGGAUCCUGGGCUUGUUGUCUGUGCUGUUAAAAGCUUCAGCGUACUUAGCUGUUGGUCUGCCCUCUGGCCGGACAGGUGGCUCACUGCCCUCCUCCGCACCCCCUCCCAUAUCAUCCAUUUGCAUAAGCACAGUUUCUAGAGUUUUGCCAGAAAAUGCAUUUCCUUAAAAAAUAAACAUCUUACUAUAAAAUUA